Clarias gariepinus (North African catfish) is the source of this 1388-nucleotide messenger RNA. It is a transcript of the gene btg2, whose product is annotated as B-cell translocation gene 2. The coding region runs from base 149 to 622 and encodes 157 amino acids. The record is from RefSeq and is a predicted model, not a curated record. Lineage: Eukaryota; Metazoa; Chordata; Actinopteri; Siluriformes; Clariidae. Gene Ontology annotation, biological process: negative regulation of mitotic cell cycle; negative regulation of cell population proliferation. The transcript is spliced from 2 exons. Gene Ontology annotation, cellular component: cytoplasm; nucleus.
ACACACACACACACACCGCGCGCUGUUUACGGAGAGCUGAAGAAGUGUUUCCGCCGCUCGGUACAGAGGAGUGUGUGUGUGUGUGUGUGUGUGUGAGAGAGCACCAGCGCGACUCGGGGAGCAGUGUGUGUGUGUGUGUGUGUGAGAGAUGGAGCCUGAGAUUAAAGCCGCGGUCAGCUUCCUGGUCAGACUGGUCCGGAGCAGAGGCUUCCUCCCGGACACACAGCUGCAGGUGUUCAGGGACUGUCUACAGCAAGCCCUCUCAGAUCGCUACAGACGCCACUGGUUUCCAGAUCGACCUCAGAAGGGUUCUGGGUACCGCUGCAUCCGGAUCAACCAUGAGAUGGACCCUCUGAUCGCCGGGGCGGCGAGUCGGGUGGGCCUGAGCGCAGAGCGGCUCUUCUCCCUGCUCCCCCGAGAACUCACGCUAUGGAUCGACCCAUACGAGGUGUCCUACAGGAUCGGCGAGGAUGGCUCCAUCUGCGUCCUGUACGAGUCCCAGCCUCCGGCGUCCGCCCCCAUGACGCCCUCACCCUUCGACCCGCUCAGCUGCAAGAACGAUUUCCUGAUGGGCGGCAGGACGAGUCCUCCUAAACACUACCUCAUGACGGCGUCAGGCUGAGGGGACGGGCUGAGACAAGCAGGGGGCGUCGGUUUUCCUUGGACUUUCCAUUUCUUGACAUUAGGUUUCCACCUAAAACUUUAUUUUUGUAGUCUGAAGCACUGCCUCGUGUCCUGUGACUGGACGCUCCUCCAGAGAGUCAGGAUUUAUAGAACCUCACCAUAUUGUGUGAAGAAAACGAGCUGUAGCUGCAGAGAAGCGUGUGUGUGUGUGAGACGUCUGCGUCUCGCCCACCUGAUCUGCCACAAAGUGCUGCCUGUGUAGGGACCUCCCUCUCCCCCUGUGGGGUGUGGACCAGGUGUUGGUGUUCUUGUGCACCGAGUGUUUGUUCUCUCUCACACACGUGUACACACACACAUGUGCGUGUCCAGUGUAGGGCACCUUCUCAUGGUGGAGUAAAUGAUUAUCAGGACAUGCUCAUCACACAGGUGCUCUGACAGUCAGGGUAAGGUGGUGCUCAGUAGCGCCCCCUCUCUCUCAUUAGUGGCAUUAUUGUUAUAUGGAUUUCUGCAGGGUUCUGCUGCCUUACACACUCUAGUCUUAUGGUGCAAUAUGCAGAGUGUUCCAAAUCGUCUCGUCCCUUUCCCCUCCUCAAUGUCAUGAAAUGAAUCUCAGUGGAAAAGUAAACGCGCCCUUCUGGCACACGUCUUCGGUAGCAUUUCUCUCUCUGGGCUGUUGAGCAGCUCACUGUUUACCGGCUGUAGACGGACACACUCGAGUUUGUAAGCUAUUUUGAGCAUCAUAUGUUUUUAUUGUAAUUUUUUUU